UGCUUGUGGAAGUUAUACAGUUGUCAUCCGGGUUAUUGUGUGGUCUGGUCACACGUCAAGAUGGCGACACACAUGUCGAGGUGUAGAUCCUGGAGCCCCGUUCAAAGGUAUGGGCUCGCAGCCUACAGGAGGUACAGCGGGAGCGGUGGGUACCCCAACAUCCCCCUGUCCUCCCCGCUGCCCGGGGUCCCCUCCCCGACGUUCGCCUCCGUGGACGGCCUGGAGAAGAGCGAGACCAGGAUCACCACUCUGGAAAACGGCCUGAGAGUGGCGUCUCAGAACAAGUUUGGUCAAUUCUGCACUGUUGGAAUUUUAGUUAAUUCCGGGUCAAGACACGAGACCAAGUAUCCCAGUGGGAUUGCUCAUUUCUUAGAGAAACUUGCCUUUUCUUCCACAGCUCAGUAUGGGAGUAGAGAUGAAAUUCUUCUGACGUUAGAGAAGCAUGGCGGAAUAUGUGACUGCCAAACAUCCAGAGACACCACUAUGUAUGCAAUCUCUGCAGAAGUGAAGGGCCUGGACACGGUGGUCAGCCUGCUGUCAGACGCUGUGCUGCAGCCUCGCCUGCUGGAUGAGGAGAUCGAGAUGACUCAAAUGGCCGUGCGUUUUGAGCUGGAGGAUCUGAACAUGAGGCCCGAUCCUGAGCCGUUACUGACAGAGAUGAUACAUGCUGCAGCGUACCGCGGGAACACGGUGGGCCUGCCGCGCUUCUGUCCCGGCGACAACGUGGACAAGAUCGACCAGGCCGUGCUGCACGGCUACCUGCGCAGCUACUACUGUCCUCAGCGCAUGGUGCUGGCCGGGGUGGGCAUUGAGCAUGAGCAGCUGGUGAAGUGUGCCCGCCGGUACCUGCUGAACACCAGGCCGGUGUGGGGCGAGGCCACGCCCACCGACGUGGACCUCUCCGUGGCCCAGUAUACCGGCGGCAUCGUCAAGAUGGAGAAGGAUAUGUCUGACGUCAGUCUGGGCCCCACCCCCAUCCCAGAACUUGCACACAUCAUGAUUGGUCUGGAGAGCUGCUCGUUUCUGGAGGACGACUUCAUCCCGUUCGCGGUGCUCAACAUGAUGAUGGGCGGGGGCGGCUCCUUCUCCGCAGGCGGGCCGGGGAAAGGCAUGUUUACCCGCCUCUACCUCAACGUCCUCAACAGGCAUCACUGGAUGUACAACGCCACCGCCUACCAUCACAGCUAUGAGGACAGCGGCCUGCUCUGCAUCCAUGCCAGCGCCGACCCCCGACAGCUUCGGGAGAUGGUGGAGAUCAUCACCAGGGAGUUCAUCCAGAUGGCGGGGACACCCGGAGAGAUGGAGCUGGAGAGGGCUAAGACCCAGCUCAAAUCCAUGCUCAUGAUGAAUCUGGAGUCGCGGCCGGUCGUCUUCGAGGACGUUGGUCGCCAGGUCCUCUCUACAGGGAAGAGGAAGCUGCCCCACGAGCUGUGUGCGCUCAUCAGCAACGUUACCACCAGUGACAUCAAGCGCGUCACCUCUAAGAUGCUGCGCAGCAAGCCGGCGGUGGCGGCACUGGGAGACCUCACGGAGCUGCCCUCCUUCGAACACAUCCAGGCUGCCCUGUCCAGCAAGGAUGGGCGCCUGCCGCGCACCUACCGCCUGUUCCGGUAGACCCCGCGGACCCCCUCUGCCCCGGACCCCCACCACCAUAUAUGUACAUAAACCGUAAAGGGAACCUGGAGACCCACUCACACGACAUCUCGCCCCAAGUAAGAGGGGCUGUGGGGGAGGGGACUUUGUUCUGGAGUCCACCCCAACCAGGAGAUGUGGAGAGUAUUUCCUUUUUUUGUCAUUUUUAGUCUGUGUGUACCCAGCUGGAGCCUUUGUCAUUUGGGAGGACCUGUUUUUUUUUUUACAUUUGGGAUUGUUUAACUGGUCACCCCAAAUAACAAAUGCUGUACCUAGACUUGACGAGCAGAGGACUUCUGAGAACCGAAGCCCCGCAUCAAUCAGUAGCAAUUGUGGUUUGUGUGGUAGUUUUCCCUGUAGGCUUCCUGUUGUGUGAUUCAGAGGUUGGUCCUCUAUUUAGAUGAGCCUUUAUCUUCAGUUUGAGGAGGCGGGAUAAACAAAUUGUUUUCAGUUUUGCCUCUGUUCUUAAAGGAGAGUUAGGUGGUUUGCUCUGAUGAUACUUGGAUUCAGGUCGCCCUCCAGGCAAACUGCUUAAUUUGGAGGCUUUCUGUACAUUUGGCUCAUUGUCGUGCUAAAAUACCAGAUAAAAUGAAAACUUGGAAUUUCUCAGUCAUCGAUUGGUUACCCUGUGUAAGAAUGUUUUAUCUCUCCUCAACCCCGCUUGCCAUGUUUUGCCUAAUGCUACAAGAACAUGAACACUGCACAUGUAUAAACUAACAUACGUAGAUUGAUGUUAGCUUGUAGGUUUAUCCAAGCCUAUCAAUAUCUUACUACUAUAAUGGCAGGCCUGUCGCACCAGUUACUCAAGUUGGUCAUAUGCGCAUUUCCACCGGAGGGUGCGGGUCGGUUCGGUGCGGCUUGGUUGAGUACUGAAGGUGCGGUUCGGCGCAGCUCAGUUACGGCUCGCGUUUCCUCCGCCGACAGUACCCUUAUCGUAGGGCGGGGUUUGGCUUAAAUCGGGAGCCUCUUUUAUGUUAGGUAAAAACAUCUAAUUUGCCGAAAUUGAGUGAUAGGUUAUACAAUUAAGAAAAAACAACGGUGGGCCUCUUCAUAACUAAUAUAUAUAUUAUUUUAAUUCAAUAAUGUACAAUUUUUUGCAAACCUUAAUUUUUGGUGCCCCCCCAGGUACUUGGUGCCGUACGCACUCUGCGUACUCUGCGUAUAGGGAGCGGCGGGCCUGGGUAAGACGUUAUGUUUUUAAACAUAACGCUUCCGCCGUCGAAAAACACUCCACGGUAAGACGUUCUGUCUAUAGACUGUAUAAAUUGCGAUAAAAGAAGGGAAGAGACAAUUUCUCACUUCGACAAGCAACGGCAGGUCGUUCAUUUUGUCAUAUAAAAGCUGUUAAAUUCAAUCAUCGCACCGACCGGCAUAUCCGCACAUAAGUCACGUGAUAUUAAAUACAGUGUCCCUAUAACACAAAACGGAAACAUGUCAAAACAGUAUGAUGAAUUAUGUCUACAGAGCCAACACAAGACUACACCACGUUGCUCAAAUGUAAUAUUACUCUCCUUGAGCCUCCCGAAAUGUCUUUACACUUUGUUGCUCAAACUUAAUAUUACUCUUCUCUUGAGCCUCCCGAAAUGUCUUGCAAUAUUGACAUCCCCCUUCUCAUCCUGCAGACUGUUUUAGUUUUAUUUUUUCUUACGUUUUGUGUGUAUGCUAUGUGUGACUGUUGGCUACUGCUGCCUGUCUUGGCCAGGACACUGGCAGAGAUGUUUAAUCUCAAUGAUUAUUAUUUUCAACUAACCAAUAGUAGUUGCCUUGCAUUUUAAAAUGUCAAUGCACCUUUCAGCCCUGAAUAACAGUAAAAGCUAUUUAAUAUUU
Molecule: messenger RNA, 3459 nt
Organism: Gadus morhua (Atlantic cod)
Lineage: Eukaryota; Metazoa; Chordata; Actinopteri; Gadiformes; Gadidae
Gene: pmpca
Product: peptidase, mitochondrial processing subunit alpha
Exons: 13
Coding region: 61-1614 (517 amino acids)
Cellular component (GO): mitochondrion
Molecular function (GO): metal ion binding; metalloendopeptidase activity
Source: RefSeq, a predicted model, not a curated record